Molecule: messenger RNA, 2445 nt
Organism: Boleophthalmus pectinirostris (great blue-spotted mudskipper)
Lineage: Eukaryota; Metazoa; Chordata; Actinopteri; Gobiiformes; Gobiidae
Product: zinc finger protein 385C-like
Exons: 13
Coding region: 1-2076 (691 amino acids)
Cellular component (GO): nucleus
Molecular function (GO): zinc ion binding; nucleic acid binding
Source: RefSeq, a predicted model, not a curated record
AUGUUAAUGAGGGCUUCUAAAGCGGGCUGGGACUGCAGAAUGAUGGCCUAUGACUUACAGCUACAGCCUAAAGGUGGACUGGAUUUAACCUCCCCCUCCUCCCCUUCCCUCCGCUGGUGGGUCGCGUGUCUGUGGUGCGCAGGCGGCGCGCGCACCUCAGCAGCGCGGUUGUCUCGCGCUCACUCGGAGUCGCACGCGGCACUGACUGCAGCUGAGCUCGUGGUCCUCAGUGACAGGCGAAGAUGGACAGCGACGUACAGGCGCCUCAGUCAGGAUGCUAAUUCCUUUGCUUUUCACGUCUGUAGGGCCACUAUCGCUAACAGUCUUGGCGUCAGUUCACCUCACACUGUCAUUACCGCAAGUGUUGCCAUGGCGUACUCAGCUGCAGCUCAAAUCAAGCCGAGUAGAGGCCCGCACCACUUAAACCUCAUCAUCACCACCAUCAUCAUCCUCAUCAUCUUCAUAUUGUGCACCCUGCCACGACCUCGCCAUCCUGCACCUCCUCAUCUGCAUCCCACCAAACGAAGCCACCACCACCAAAAAGAGGGGGAGGAGGAGGCCGAGGAGGAAGAGGAGGGGAGGAAGAGCUCCACAGGACACAGGGCCAAACGGGAGCGCCGACCCGGGGGCAGCAGCAGCGCAACAAUGUGCCAAGUGUGUAACAUCCAACUGAACUCCAGCGCUCAGGCCCAGAUCCACUACAGAGGCAAAACCCACCAGAGGAGGCUGAGGAGACUCGCCAAGGUGGUCAGUGCAGGAGCCCUGACCCAGAGCCAGAUCCACCCUCUGCUGGGCUCUCUGCCUCUGCCAGGGCGCCCGCUCCAGCCACAGGCUCAACUGGAGCACUUCCUGCCGCUCAGGGUCAAUGGAUCCACGCCCCUUAGCCUUUUCCCCAACUUCAAUGCGAUGGACCCAGUUCAGAAGGCCGUGAUCAACCACACCUUUGGCUCUGCUCCACCCAAAAAGAAGCCGAUCAUCUCCUGUAAUAUCUGUCAUCUGAGGUUCAACUCCACUACCCAGGCUGAGGCUCACUACAAGGGCCACAAACACGCUCGCAAACUCAAGGCCCUGGAGACGCAGAGGAACCGCCAGAAAAACCCCUCCUCUUCCCCCAAAGAGAGAGAGAAGGAGCCAGAUCCUACAGACUCCAAUGUAGCUGAUGCUACAGGUCCAAGCAGCUCCAGUGAACCUGCCCAGCCUGAAAAAGAGACAGGUGCAUCUGUGUUAGCUGCUCCUGCCCAGCGCCCCUCCUGUUCGGACUCCCCUGACCUCUCUCCCCAGGUCUCCCCCCAAGUCUCCCCCCAGGUGUCCCCUGACUCCCAGCUAUCCGAUCUGGCCCUGGACAGCCCAUGUGCAGAGGGGUGCAGCUCGGACCCCGGCGUGCCCUCUGACUCCCAAAGUAGCUCCAUGGAGGAGAGUGAACCAGCGGUGAAGAUGGAGGAGGGCAAAGAGGCCAAGAGCAACAAGAAAAACCUGCACUGUCCCACCUGCAAAGUGACUGUCAACUCUAGCUCACAGCUAGAGGCGCACUGCAGUGGUUCAAAGCACAAGCAGAUGGUGGAUGGCCAGAGCAGUAGUCACUCCCAGAGGAGAAUAAAGAUGGCGUCAUCCCCGCGGCCCACCUGUCGCAUCAAGCCCCGUCUCGGCAGCAAAACCCGGGCAGUGGUGAGCGUAAGCAGCCAGCCCUUCCACUGUGAGCUCUGCCAGGUCUCUGUCAACUCAGAGACACAGCUGAAGCAGAUUUACAUGAACAGCAGGAGACACAAAGAGCGUCUGGCCGGGAAACCUGUCAAGCCCAAGUUCACCCCUUACAACAAACUGCAGCCCAGCGCCGUAUUAGCCACUAAACUGGCUCUUCAGAAGCAGCUGUCGAAGGCUCUUCCUGCUGGUUUCCUGACGAGCCCCUUAAACCCGGCCGCGGCCUUGUGCACAAUGGCAUCUGGACCCCUGGCUCUGCGCCUCCCACCGGGCCCCGCCGCCAUCAUCCAGGGCCCCCUGAUCAGCCCUACCCUCUUUAGGCCUGCUCCAGGGCCUCUGCGGGCUACACACACUCCCAUUAUCUUCUCUCCGUACUAGCACAGCGCAAGACCUCCACCGGCCUAAACUGAGCCAUUUAAGGACAAGUACUGGGCUGCUUUCAGAUGAGCAGGACACUAUGCUCUGGCCACUUCAGGUCACACCAACAGUAUGCACAAUUCCCACGAGAGGAUUGAGGUGUCAGUGAAGAUGAGUCCUCAACCUUUGAAGGACCAUUGCUCAGCUGUCAUUAAAAAUAUACUUGUGUGCAUGUACUCCGGGGUCUGGACCUCUCUGGAAGCCAUAGCAUCUUUUCGUUUUACUAUAAGACUAUAAACUUGGAUGUUGUAUUAAAUGUUAGUGCCAAAAACUUUUCUUUCAACCCUCUUAAUCAAAGGUACAUUUAGUAAUAUACCUCCAUGUGUUGGA